Molecule: messenger RNA, 1341 nt
Organism: Lolium rigidum
Lineage: Eukaryota; Viridiplantae; Streptophyta; Magnoliopsida; Poales; Poaceae
Product: transcription factor KUA1-like
Exons: 3
Coding region: 91-1122 (343 amino acids)
Biological process (GO): response to ethylene; response to auxin; response to gibberellin
Molecular function (GO): zinc ion binding; DNA binding
Source: RefSeq, a predicted model, not a curated record
UGCCAAUGUGUCGCCUUCAUCGGCACAGGUGUGCACCCCCCAGCGAAUCAGUAGUCCCCUGCCACAUCUUUCUCCCCUAUUAAGCCCCAGAUGCUACAUCUCCACACCAUCUUAUCAAUAUCAGGGCCAGAGAAUUGUUUCUUCUUCUUCGCUCUAUCUUGUUGCUUUCCUGUGCCAUCGUCUGGCAUGGCUCGGAAAUGCUCCAGCUGCGGGCAUAAUGGCCAUAACUCCAGGACCUGCAGUGGUAACAACGGCGGUGGUGGUGGCGGUGGUGGGCUGAGGCUGUUCGGUGUGCAGCUGCAAGUUGGUGCUGCACCUCUGAAGAAGAGCUUCAGCAUGGAGUGCCUCUCGUCGUCGGCCUACUACGCGGCCGCGGCGGUGGCCGCGUCCAACUCGUCGUCGUCCGUGUCGUCGUCAUCGUCGCUGGUCUCGGUGGAGGAGAACGCCGAGAAGAUGGGCCACGGCUACCUCUCCGAUGGCCUCAUGGGCAGGGCUCAGGAGAGGAAGAAGGGGGUUCCAUGGACGGAGGAUGAGCACCGGAGGUUCCUGGCCGGCUUAGAGAAGCUCGGGAAAGGCGACUGGCGAGGCAUCUCCCGGCACUUCGUCGCGACACGCACCCCGACGCAGGUGGCCAGCCACGCCCAGAAGUACUUCCUCCGGCAGGCCGGCCUCGCGCAGAAGAAGCGGAGGUCCAGCCUCUUCGACGUGGCCGAGAAGAAUGGCGACAAGGCGGCGAAGGAGAGUCGUCCGAGACUGAAACACGAGACUAGCAGCUCCGUGGACGGGAUGGCAAUUCGGUCAUUCCCUGCUCUGUCUCUAGGACCCAGCAGGCCGAGGCCCGACGCCGCCGUGCUUCCACCAUGCCUGACCUUGAUGCCGAGCUAUUCGUCGCCGCCGGCCCCGUUGAUAAGCGGCGCUGCACUGUCGAUGGCGAGGCGUGCACCGAAGCUCCCUCCUUCCCUGGCGGAAAAUGCAAUUCCUCCUCCUCCUCCUCGGCAGGCGCCAGACCUGGAGCUGAAGAUCUCGUCGACCGCUGCUGCCCGGAAGACCGACCAGGCCAGCGUCGGUUCUUCGCCGACGCCGCGGACGCCAUUUUUCGGAACCAUCUGCAGGGUCACCUAAUGGGAAAAAAAAGGAGAAUGCUGAAGAGAUUUGCUGGUAGACGAUGAUGAAGGGGAAGAGCUUUUGCUAGUGGCGUACAGUAAUUAAGUCAGUAUGCGUGCGUUGCUGGCGUUAACAAUGCCAUCGAUCCAUGAUCCUAUAUUGUCAUCACAAGACCAAACUUUACCGGCCUAAUUUAGCCAUGCAAAUAAACAAGGAACGGGCUAUAUCACCUCGGCA